AUGUUGUGCGGCGAACUCCUGAACGGUGGCUUCGUCAGUGCCGGAGCGGUACCGGUGGUUCCGUAUAGCCUCCCAGGACUCUGGUUACCCGGUUGCCUGCGUGCUACCAGCCCGCGCCUAUUGACCUCCCCUUACCUGACCCUGCUGGCCGAGCUCCUGGCCACGGGCCGCCUCGGCUUGCGAGACGAUCUCCUGGAGCUGAUGGACUUGGCAAAGAGGAGCCAUCAGGCUCCCGGCGGCAACGGAGCGCCCGAGCUCGACCUUGAUCUCCACGCCGACGACAUCGACGAGAUCUUCUUGGAAAACGGCCUUCUCUCCUUCGAAAAUCCCAACUACCAUCUAGAUCCAGCUCGUCUAGACGACGCUUUGAACAGCAAUGGAAACGGUAGUUCUCUGUACGAUGAAUUGUAUCAGGAAUUGGUCGGCAGCGGCGGCAGAAGCGGCGAGGUGACCGGUGGCGGCGGCGGCGGCGGGGGUGGUGGAACGAGGGUGCAAGCACGCAGAACCUACGCCACAUUGGAUCUGGGCAGCAUGGGGGUGGACGUCACCCAGGGCCCCCUGACGCAGGAUUCCGUGACGGACGACGCUCCCGACAACACGGACAACCAUAACCUAGGGUACGGCUGCGAGGGUGUGGCGGAGUCCGCUCUCGUCGACGACACCCUCAACGGGAAUCCCCGCACGUCGUCCACGUCGUCGUCGAGCGCGAUCCUGCCUCAGUCUCACGCCCUUCAGUCGGAAUCCGCGGGAUCGAUCGACGCUGCGGACACUUCCGGGUCGAGAAAUUACUGCGAGAAGCCCGACAACGAGACCGCCGAAAUGGGCGGCGUGCCGCACGUGGAGGGUGGCCUCAACAGCGAGCUGUACGCGGUGCCGGUGAAACGGCGGCAGCCGAAGGACCAGAAGAACAAUGCGAUUCUGCAGAACAAUACCCAGGAGAAACCGGCGGACGUGGACAGCGCCGAUUCCGAGGAUAAGGACGAGAAUCUGCCGCCCGGCUGGCAGAAGCACGAAGACGAGAAUGGACCUUAUUAUUGGCAUGUGAAAAGCGGAAAUAUCCAGAGAGAACCACCGGAGGCUCCUCUGCAUUCGAAAACCGAGGCCCGCCGAAGCCUCGUUAAGGAUAAUGAUAGCAUAAACAAUUUUCACACUUUAAGCGGUAUGGUGAACACAGUGACUCGCAGCAACACGAGCUCGGCCCUGGACCAGGAAUUGGAAAACAAGAGGAAGGUGGAAUUAGCGCUCAAACGAAGAAGCUAUCCUGCCAGAGCGGACUCCGAGGGUAGGGACAAGCCGAUCAGAUUCGCCGUGCGAUCCUUGGGCUGGACGGAGAUCGCGGAGGAGGAUCUGACACCCGAGAGAAGCAGCAAGGCUGUCAACAAGUGCAUCGUGGAUCUCUCACUUGGUAGAAACGAUCUUCUGGACGUCGUCGGACGGUGGGGCGAUGGCAAGGAUCUAUUUAUGGACUUGGACGAGGGCGCGCUGAAGCUAAUCGAUCCGGAGAAUCUCACCGUACUUAACACACAGCCUAUUCAUACAGUCAGAGUGUGGGGCGUAGGAAGAGACCACUGUCGCGAAAGGGACUUUGCUUACGUAGCAAGAGACCGAUCGACCAGGAAACACAUGUGCCAUGUGUUUCGUUGCGACAUACCGGCGCGCACGAUCGCAAACACGCUCCGCGACAUUUGCAAGAAGAUAAUGAUCGAGCGUUCCCAGCAUCAGAAUCUCGCGAAACCGGUGGACAUCAACGGCCGGACGAGUCUCGCUACGAGACCCACGAAUCUGCCCACUGAACAUCGGCGCUUCCACAGAAACGGUCAGGCACUAGUCACACAAUCUUUCCCAACACCGAUGGAAGAACCGAAGAAGGUGUUGCGAGCGCAGUAUCUCGGAUCCAUGCAAGUCAAUCAGGCGACCGGCAUGGAAGUGCUGAACGAGGCGAUAGAACAUAUCGUGACGAACACGCCGAUCAAUCAGUGGCGAAACGUCAACGUCGCCGUAGCUCCUAGCAUGAUUUCCAUUCUUACGCCGAAUGACGACAAGCUCAUCACCGAAUGUCGAGUACGCUAUCUGUCGUUCCUCGGUAUCGGCCACAACGUGAAGCAAUGCGCUUUCAUUAUGCACACCGCACAGGACUUGUUCAUCGCACACGUCUUCAAUUGUGAGCCCAGCAGCGGAGCCCUCUGUAAGACGAUCGAAGCCGCUUGCAAGCUGAGGUACCAGAAAUGCUUGGACGCACAUCCACAGGGCUUCAGAAACGCCAGCAGUCUCAACACUCCGAGCGGCAGGGGCUUAGGCGCGACUCUGAAGUCUUUAGUUGGAUCUUUGACUGGUCGCAGGAACAAGCAGGGCGAGUCCUGA
Wasmannia auropunctata (little fire ant) is the source of this 2361-nucleotide messenger RNA. RefSeq names its product amyloid beta A4 precursor protein-binding family B member 2-like. NCBI's taxonomy places the organism in Eukaryota, Metazoa, Arthropoda, Insecta, Hymenoptera, Formicidae. The record is from RefSeq and is a predicted model, not a curated record. Bases 1 to 2361 code for a protein of 786 amino acids. The transcript is spliced from 13 exons. Gene Ontology annotation, cellular component: cytoplasm; nucleus. Gene Ontology annotation, biological process: regulation of DNA-templated transcription. Gene Ontology annotation, molecular function: transcription factor binding; amyloid-beta binding.